AGCCUCCUCGCACGUGCUCAGAAUUUUUCCAGCUUUAAACAUGAUCACACCAUCAAACACCUUAUAGGUAUAACACCACAAGGCUAUAUUUCUUUUAUUUCUAAAGGAUUGGGAGGUAGAACCAGUGACAAAUAUGUGACUGAAAAUUCUAAAUUUUUAGAUAAUCUUUUGCCAGGGGAUAUCAUUUUGGCAGACCGGGGAUUU
Molecule: messenger RNA, 204 nt
Organism: Lymnaea stagnalis (great pond snail)
Lineage: Eukaryota; Metazoa; Mollusca; Gastropoda; Lymnaeidae
Source: the annotation of a GenBank genome assembly